Molecule: messenger RNA, 1482 nt
Organism: Malaya genurostris
Lineage: Eukaryota; Metazoa; Arthropoda; Insecta; Diptera; Culicidae
Product: probable cytochrome P450 6a13
Exons: 3
Coding region: 1-1482 (493 amino acids)
Molecular function (GO): oxidoreductase activity, acting on paired donors, with incorporation or reduction of molecular oxygen; iron ion binding; heme binding
Source: RefSeq, a predicted model, not a curated record
AUGGCUAUUGCACUAGUAAUUAUUUCUCUGCUGGUAACUUUUCUGCUAGUUGGGGUAGUCUACGUAAAACACCAGUAUACAUAUUGGAAACGUAAGCGUGUGCCAUUCUCCGAGCCAGAAUUUCCGUACGGAAACUUCAAACACAUCAACCGACAAUCUCUGGCAAGUUUCAGUACUAAGCACUAUCGGCGAUGGAUGGGAACAGGAUCGAGAUUUUUUGGAUUAUUUCUAUUCGUAGAACCUCAGCUUUUCAUAACGGAUCCGGAUCUGAUCAAAACGGUGCUUAUCAAGGAUUUCAACUACUUUCCAGAGCGGGGAAUAUUUCACAAUGUGAGAGAUGAUCCACUGAGUGCCCAUCUGUUCUCGAUCGAUGCGAAUGAGUGGCGAUCGUUACGAGCUCGGUUAACUCCCACGUUCACGUCUGGCAAGAUGAAGCAAAUGUUUUCUACACUGGGAGCUGUCGGAGAGAAACUGUCACAGUUUCUGACGAAAGAAGUUGGUAGCGGAAAAGAUGUACAGAUCAAGGAUACUAUGGCUCGCUUCACCAUAGAUGUAAUUGGAAGCUGUGCCUUCGGUAUUGAGUGCAAUAGUUUAAAAGAACCGGACAGUGAGUUUAGAAAAUUCGGCAAACUUGUUUUCGAAAAGCCUAGACAUUCGGUGUUGAUCAUUUUCUUUUUGAAACUUUAUCCGGAGGCAGCCAAGACUCUUCGAUUGAAAUUGUUGAGAAGCGAAUGUAGUGAGUUUUUCUACAAGAUCGUCAAGAACACUGUUGAAUAUCGUGAGAAGAACUCAGUCGAGAGAAACGAUUUCUUAAAUUUGCUUAUCCAGCUGAAAAACGAUGGGAAGCAGUUGUCAAUGAACGAAAUUGCUGCACAGUCAUUCAUUUUCUUUGGAGCCGGCUUCGAGACAUCGUCUUCCAAUCAGACCUUUUGUUUGUAUGAGCUAGCAUUGAACCAAGAUUGCCAAGAGAAGGCUAGAAAUUGUGUGCUCGAAGCAAUGAAAAAACAUGGCGGAAUGACAUAUGAAGCUGUUUGCGAGAUGUCAUAUCUAGAUCAUUGUAUCAACGAAACACUUCGUUUGUAUCCAUCACUUGCCAUAUUGGAAAGAAGAGCCUUCAAAGACUACCAAAUCCCUGAUUCCGAUGUUGUGGUUCCUAAGGGAAUGAAGAUCUAUAUUCCUGCGUUUGCGAUUCAUCGCGAUGAACGGUACUAUCCGAACCCGGACGUUUUUGAUCCGGACCGUUUCCGCCCAGAGGAGUCAGCAAAACGACACAUUGGAACCUUUCUGCCGUUUGGCGAAGGACCUAGAAUCUGUAUUGGGCUACGAUUUGGAAUGUUGCAAUCGCGAGUGGGGUUGGCAACCAUUCUUAGUCAAUUUAAAGUCGGUCCAAGUGCUAGAACACCUGUUCCGAUCGAGUUUUCUGGUGAUACAACAGUUCUGAGACCGAAAGGAGACUUGUGGUUAAAGUUCGAGCCUUUGUAG